Cylindrotheca closterium is the source of this 1344-nucleotide messenger RNA. The record is from the annotation of a GenBank genome assembly. NCBI's taxonomy places the organism in Eukaryota, Bacillariophyta, Bacillariophyceae, Bacillariales, Bacillariaceae.
AUGACACUUCCGACGAGAAACGAUGUAAUGGCUACGAGAGGAUUAUGUGCUAAUCAGCACCCUGGAAAUCAGUACUUCACGCAACUUGUGAGAGACAGGUUGGACGAGUACAUCAAUACAAAUAGAAGAGCCAGACGGCCCAUCAUAGAGGCAAUUGUCUCGAGAGUGCAAGCUACUGGUGGGCGUUUCUUGAGAUAUGUUGGCAAUGGGGAUUGGUUGGAGAUAACGAAUAAAGACGCAGUGAGCAAGACCUCGCACUACUUUCGCGAUGAAGCAAGAAGAUUACGAACAUCUUGUUUCAGCAAUUGGCCAAAUUGGAAGGUUGAUCAGUUAUGUAGUACACUACGUGCAACAUCCACGAUGAAGGAUCUCGAUAUCAAGUUCUUCGGCAGAACUAAUUUCGAGAAGCUGAUUCGGGCCUUGAUGGAAAACCAGUCUCUUGAGAAAUUGACUAUGAACUUGACUCGUUGCCAAGAUUCUCCCACCGCCGAAGCCAUGGUUUCCACGCUUUGCCUGGCAAUCUCCUCCCAUCCAGAGCUAGCAAGUGUAACAAUCCUGGUUCCAGAAUCAUUGGGAGAGGUUUCAACGACAGCCAUUAUUGAUCUCAUUCGCGGUUCGAGUACACUCCAAGAACUGCGAGUCGUGGAUAGUACGUCCUUGUCCACCGCUGUUGCACCUGCUACUACUCCACAGCACAAUCGUGAUUAUGCUUCAGAGCUCAUGCAAGUGUUGGGAGAGAAUCGUCACUUGAAGAUUCUGGCCAUCCCACGCAACAUUGCUGGUGGGCUAAUCAGAUUCUCAGAUUUUAUGAACUUUAUCUGGAACCAUCCUCGUAUUGAAUCUGCGAGUCUGCUGGGUAUGGAUGAGAAGGAGACAGCAGAAGCUGAUCUCAAGGAAGUGACUGCAUUUUCCCACCGUAUAGUUCCAUUGGUUUGGGAAAUCGAUUCGAAAAUGGCCAACCGUUGCCAAGAAUCGGUAUGCCAACUACUGGAAGCUCAUCCAGAAAUCUUGAUCAAGCCAGCAAGAACCACUCCUUUCUGCAACACCCUGCCUCCAAGGCUACAAUUGUUGGCCGAUUUUCAUCGAGGUGGUCGCUAUCUUUUGCAACAACCCGACCUUCUCUUGUCGGUAUGGCCUCAUAAUGUGAUGAUAGCCGAGCGAGUUGUGAAUCCGGAUGUGAUCUUUGAGUUUCUAAAACAAGGUCCAUUCUUUGCCGGUCGGAUGGGCGUUGAAGUACAAGGCAGCGAGCCACCAUCACCACAAAAUAAGAAAGAGUUCGAUAACUCAAGAAAGAGAAAGUCAGAUGAGAUGGUGAAUGCUGAUCUUGCUGAUGCGAUGGAUUAG